UCACUGAUCUGUUUUAUGGCAACUCCUUUCAGUUAUAUAUCUCCCUCUUCCUUCUCUCUUAUUUUCUUUUCUACUCACCCAGUCAAGAAUAUCAUCGCCGUGCACCAUGCAAGUCUUUUAGUUGCGGAGUUGUUCCAAAAAUCGAAUUUCCCUUCAACAACAUCACCCAUCCUGAAUGCGGGAUACAACCAGUCGAAUGCAAUGACAAUGGGAUACUGAAGAUCCAAUUCGAGGAGCGAGGGAGACCAUAUAUCGUGAAAAGCAUUUCAUAUGAAUCAAGGACGGUUGUAAUUCAAGAUGAUGAACUCGCCCGUGAAUCGCAACCCAAAUUAUGCAAUUGCCUUCGCAAUUUCACCGUACCCACCUCUCAUUUCCUGUCUUUUAAGCUUACAACUCCUAACUACACCUUCCUCAAUUGCAAGCCUCAUCAAUAUAAUUCCUCUGAAGAUUUCCAUAAUGAGUUCUUCAAAUACACGGGUUGCAAGGACUCUGUUCUCUAUUUCCGGCCAGAGAAUCAGACGGCUCCUCCUCAACAUCCUAGCAACUGUUCACUCAUUACAUUUCCUGCGUCUGAAUGGUUGGUGGACCCUUAUAGAUCGAAGGUGGACCUAGUGUCUCUGUUGGCUGCCGGUUUCUCACUUCGAUGGAAUCUCACACACGAGUGCCACAAAUGUUAUGAAGAAAAAGGAGGGCUUUGCGGGUGGAACCAUACCACUGGAAACUUCAUUUGCUCGAAUUCCGGUAGAAAUGGAAGCAUGGAUAAGAAGAAGAUCAUUGCCAUUGCCAUAGGAGCAGGUUGUUUCGUUCUAGCAGCUGGCUUUCUUUUCUUGCUCAUUCGAACCAACUCUUCUGGUUGGUCAAGAGGAAAUUGGAAGAAGAAAACCAACAAUGCAGGUGAUGGUCGUGAUGUUGAAGAGUUCUUAGAAAUCUAUGGAUCCUUGGCUCUGAGAAGAUACACCUAUUCAGAUCUCAAGAAGAUUACCAACUCUUUCAAAGAUAGUUUAGGCCAAGGGGGGUAUGGUGGUGUGUUCAAAGGGAUGCUACAGGAUGGCCGUCUUGUGGCUGUGAAGGUCCUGAAUGAAUCCAAGGGUAAUGGAGAAGAUUUCAUUAACGAGGUCUCUAGCAUUGGUAGGACUUACCAUGUGAAUAUCGUCUCUCUCCUGGGUGUCUGUUCAGAAGGGUCUAAAAGAGCACUCAUCUAUGAGUUCAUGCCAAAUGGAUCUCUAGAAAAAUUCAUCUACACUGAUAAACCAGGACAAUCACAUCCCUUGGGGUGGGAAAAACUCUACCAAAUUGCAAUAGGUGUAGCUCGAGGACUAGAGUACUUGCACCGUGGUUGCAACACACGCAUUCUACAUUUCGACAUAAAACCGCAUAACAUUCUUCUAGAUCAAGAUUUCUGUCCCAAGAUCUCAGAUUUUGGACUAGCGAAGCUGUGCCCCACACAAAACAGUACUGUAUCUAUGUUGGGUACCAGGGGGACCUUUGGGUUUAUUGCCCCUGAAGUAUAUUGUAGAAACAUUGGAGGUGUCUCCCACAAGUCAGAUGUUUAUAGCUAUGGUAUGAUGGUACUGGAAAUGGUUGGAGGAAGAAAGAACAUCGAUCCGCUAGUGGAGAACACCAGCGAGGUAUAUUUCCCUCACUGGAUAUACAAACGUCUCACUACAUACAGGCAUCUUGAUGAACACAGAUAUCUAGGUUUGCAAGGAACUGUGACAAAAGUCGAAGAAGAAACAGCAAGGAAGAUGAUCUUAGUUGGUUUGUGGUGCAUCCAAACCAACCCGACUGAUCGGCCUUCAAUGAGUAGGGUGGUGGAGAUGCUGGAAGGAAGCCUUGAUGGCUUGCCAAUGCCACCCCAGCCAUUUCUUUCUUCUUCAUGAUCUCAACAAGUUCUACUAAGAUUUCAAUAUCAUAAGAGAAUUUCUUUCACAAUUGUUUCUGAAUGAAAUUAUGGAUUUGAAGAUAACAAAAGACUUGCAUACAUUCUAG
This is a messenger RNA of Magnolia sinica, 1989 nucleotides long. RefSeq names its product rust resistance kinase Lr10-like. The transcript is spliced from 3 exons. The record is from RefSeq and is a predicted model, not a curated record. The coding region runs from base 756 to 1880 and encodes 374 amino acids. Lineage: Eukaryota; Viridiplantae; Streptophyta; Magnoliopsida; Magnoliales; Magnoliaceae. Gene Ontology annotation, molecular function: ATP binding; protein kinase activity. Gene Ontology annotation, biological process: protein phosphorylation.